AGAGCAGAUCACGGGUUUCUCUCCUCCUCGGACCCCCGCAGCUUCUCCGCUCCCUCGGUGCGCUUUUCUUUCGAAUUUCCCCCGUCAUCCCGUGUCACAUCCGGUUCAGCACCGCCGCUUGGCCCCGCUUGUCAAAUUUCCUGCCCACACCUACUCCCUCUCGUAUUAACCAGCCAAGUUUGUCCUAGUGAUGAAGUAAUAUUUACGGCGCUUUCCCCGUUCAUCCCUGUUCAUUCGCGAUCGGGUCCAGAGAGGAGGCGAGGAAGCUGAGAUGAGCUAAGAAAAAACAAUGCAAAGCCAAAACCAUCCCAAUCUCAUCUUCACCUCAUUCUGCCGCUGAAUUAAAACGCGUUGGGUUAAGAUCCGUUCAAGAGGAAGCAUCGAGCCGGACAGCUGCACGGGAGAAACAGCCUUGCAUGUGAUUUUUUGUAUUCCCGGAUCAGGUGGCAUCGGCGGCGGAAGAUGCAGCCUGCAAACAAGCUCCUGAGUCUCACCCUCCUGGUGCUGAUGGGUACCGAACUCACCCAAGUGCUGCCUGCGAACCCUGAGGAGUCGUGGCAGGUGUACAGCUCAGCGCAGGACAGCGAGGGCAGGUGUGUGUGCACGGUUGUGGCUCCUCAGCAGACCAUGUGCUCACGGGACGCCAGGACCAAGCAACUGAGACAGCUUCUGGAAAAAGUCCAGAAUAUGACUCAGUCCAUCCAGAAUCUUGACCAGAGGACUCAGAAAGACCUGCAGUAUGUGCAAAGAAUGGAGGUGCAGCUCAGAGGACUGGAAACCAAGUUCAAACAGGUGGAAGAAAGCCACAAGCAGAAUAUCGCCAAGCAAUAUAAGGCCAUAAAAGCGAAAAUGGAGGAACUUAGGCCAAUGAUACCAGUGUUGGAGGAAUACAAGGCCGAUGCAAAAUUGGUAAUGCAGUUUAAAGAGGAGGUCAAGAAUCUGACGUCAGUGCUAAGUGAGCUGCAGGAGGAGAUCGGGGCCUUUGACUACGAGGAGCUCCACAACAGGGUGUCUAAUCUUGAGGAGAGGCUUCGUGCGUGCAUGCAAAAAUUAGCCUGUGGGAAGCUGACUGGAAUAAGUGACGCCAUCACCAUAAAGACGUCCGGAUCGAGAUAUGGAUCGUGGAUGACGGAUCCGCUCGCCCCUGAUGGCGAUACGAGGGUGUGGUACAUGGACGGCUACCACAACAAUCGCUUCGUCCGCGAAUACAAGUCCAUGGCCGACUUCAUGUAUUCCGACAACUUCACCUCACACCGGCUUCCUCACCCCUGGUCGGGCACGGGACAGGUGGUCUACAACGGCUCCAUCUACUUCAACAAGUUCCAAAGCAACACUAUCAUCAAAUUCGACUUCAAGACCGCCACCAUCAGCAAAUCUGGCCAGCUGGAUUACGCUGGAUUCAACAACCGAUACCACUAUUCCUGGGGCGGCCACUCCGACAUCGACCUCAUGGUGGACGAAGGUGGGCUUUGGGCCAUUUACGCCACCAAUCAAAACGCAGGGAACAUUGUGAUCAGCAAACUCAACCCGGCCACCCUGCAAAUCGUCAAAAGCUACACCACCAACCACCCAAAGAGGAGCGCGGGUGAGGCUUUUAUGAUCUGCGGGACGCUUUAUGUCACCAACGGCUACUCAGGAGGGACAAAAGUCUACUACGCAUUCCACACCAACUCCUCCACUUACGAAUACAUCGACAUCCCGUUACAGAACAAGUACUCGCAUAUCUCCAUGCUGGAUUACAACCCACGGGACAGAGCUCUUUACGCGUGGAAUAACGGACAUCAGGUGCUGUAUAACGUCACCUUGUUCCACGUCAUUCGCUCGGAGGAACUCUAAAGUGACUUUCUCUAUCCGUCCGAGGUAGCAUCGAUGGAGUUUAUUACCGGAAAAUAGAGUAAUGCCUGAUUGAUUGUUCAAUAAAAGAAGACGUACAAAUGUAUCAAAAGUAAUAGUUCGAGGCAACGUUACGAAUAGCUGCCAACAAGGUCUUUUUCUUGUCUUUUUUUAAGCUUUCCUUAGAUGAUUCUGUUUGAAUUCCUCACUGCAAAAACGUUUCGGUUAUUAGUGUUUUAGUCACAUUGCAUAGUAGAAAUGUUGUAAAACAGUAUCGGUUUAUUUGAGAAGAUCUUGUAUCUUAUUUUAAGCACUUUUUAUAUAUUUCUGACAGAUCUCUUCUAAAAACAACAACCCAGGCUCAUUCUGAAAACUUACCGCUAUAUACAUACUGGAGAGCGCCAAAUGCAUCUCAGGAGGUACGCUUUUUUGCAGUUUUUAUUUUGGUGAAUCCACAAGAGGCCGCUGUUUAUGCUUUUUCAGAUCUCAAAUUUCUCUUGUGAAUGCCAUUAGCGCCUGAUGUUCUUAAAUAAAUCCACCAGAGGCCGCUGUUGACUGACUGACUGACUGACUGACAAACACUCCUCCUUUCCUAAACCCAACCGAUAGUGUUGUCAUCAUAGUCAACCCCAUCGUCAUGGUUAACUCCUCUCUGCGUCUCAAGUCUGCCAACAUACAUGGCGAGCUACUGGACAAACUGGUAACAAUGGGAAAGCUGUUUAUUUGGAAGUAAGAAACUAAAAAAUACUAUAGUAAUUUAUAGUAAAUACUAGUGUUUUUGAACCAUACUAUAGUAAAUUACUUUAGUAAAGUACAAAUUACCCAAUGCUGUACAUAGUUUUCUACAACUAUAUGAAUUCUACCAUAGUUAAAAUAAAGUAUACUACAGUAUUUAUUGCAAUUUCUUCGUUCACUACAGUUAAUACUUUGCAUGCUGUAGCAUUAAUUAAUAAAGGGUUGUAAACACUUUAAUAUAAACGGUAUUCAUUCAUUCAUUUUCCUUCAACUUCAGGUCGCAACAGCGGAAAGAACCACCAUCUAUUUUCGGCAUAUGUUUCAUACAGCGGAAUUUCUAUAAAUUUCUAUAGUAUUUUUUCAUGUGUGAAAUUAACCAGCAAAGUUAUCAUAACUAUGGUUUAUUUUUGACUAAACGUGACGUGCGUUCUCAAAUGUUCAACUUAUCAGUGAUUCCAAUUUUACAAAACCGGUAUCCGAUUAUAAAAUUUACAAAUAAAAAUGAUUAUUGGUCAGUCAGUGCAUUUUGGUCAUCAAAUUACACAACAUAUCGUUUUGAGGACAUGAAAACGCAAGUUUUUUGAAAACCCGUUUUCGAGUUUUAUGUAAACAAUAGCAAUAUUUUCUCUGUGUGAAAUACAAAAAUGGAAAUUCAUUCAGUCUAGGCAUGCAAAAGUAUUUGACAAUCGAAACAACAGAUUUGGCUAAUACCUUUCUUUACAAAAUGGCAUCGCCCCCUACUGGCCUGUCAUGCGUCAUUUUGCCUUUUUUAGAGAUUUGCAUAAAUAGGCAUUGUUUUGCAUUGCAUAACAUUUUGUGAACGCGAUAUCAGUUUUUCGAACAUUCUCGUCAUCUUAAAGUACUCUAGAAAUAGUAAUCCUUACUUUAUUUGUAACUUUUCCAGUAUGUUGACAUAUUUUUACUGCAGGCUCAUAGUAUUUCUUUACAGUGACAUCGCCCCCUACUGGCCUGGCAUGUAUGAUUUUGAGUCUUUUUCAUUGAUCUUAUUAAAUGGACUUGGUUUUGUUAACAUUUUACAAACACAACAUCGCCACCUAUUGGCCUGGCAAACAUAAUUUAGUUUUUUUCUUAGAUUUCCAUAAAUAGACUUUUGCGGUUUUGCGAUCAUUUUGCGAUCACAACGUCUGUUUUUCAUACAUUGUUGUCAUCUUAACGUGCCAUAGAAAUAAUAAUCAUUACUUCAUUUUUUUUCCAGUAUGAUUAGAUAUUUUUACUGCAGGCUAAUAGUAUUUCUUUACAAAUUGACAUCGCCCUCUACAGGCCUGGCAUGCAUCAUUUAGUAUUUUUCAUAGAUCUGUUUAAAUUGACACUGUUUUGCGAACAUUUUGUGAACACAACAUCUAUUUUUCAUACAUCGCUGUCAUCUAAACGUAUUCUAGAAAUAGUAAUCCUUACAUUAUUUGCAACUUUUCCAGUAUGUGUAGAUAUUUUUACUGAAGGCUCAUAGUAUUUCUUUAUUAAGUGACAUCGCCACCUACUAACCUGGCCUGCAUCAUUUUUAAUUCAUCUGCAUAAAUGAACAUGGUUUUGCGAACAUUUUGCAAACACGACAUCGGUUUUUCAUACAUUGCUGUCAUCUAAACGAACUAUAAAAUAGUUAUCCUUAUUUUAUUUGCAAAUUUUCAGUAUGUGUAGAUAUUUUUGCUGAAGGCUAAUAGCAUUUCUAUACUAAAGGCCACCUACUGGCCUGGCAUGCAUCAUUUAUUUAUUCUUUUUCAUUUAUCUGCGUAAAUGGACAUGGUUUUGCUAACAUUUUCCAAAUAAGACAUCUAUUUUUCAUACAAAGUGACAUCGCCCCCUACCGGCCUGGCAUGCAUAUUUUUUGUCUUUUUCAUUGAUCUGCGUAAAUGGACAUUGUUUUGCGAACAUUUUACGAACACAACAUCCAUUUUUCAUGCAUCGUUGCCAUCUAAACAUACUCUAGAAAUAGUCCUACUUACAUUAUUUGCAACUUUUCCAGUAUAUUUAGAUAUUUUUACUGCAGGCUCAUAGCAUUUAUUUACAAGUGCCAUCGCCACCUACCGGCAUGCAUCAUUUUUAGAGUUUUUCAUUGAUCUGCUAAAAUAGACAUUCUUUUGCGACAUUUUGCGAUGACAACAUCUAUUUUUUGUACAUCCUCAUCAUCUAAACGCACUCUAGAAAUAGUAAUCCUAACUUCAUUUGCAACUUUUCCAGUAUGUUUAGAUAUUUUUACUGCAGGCUCAUAGCAUUUUUUUACAAAGUGACAUCGCCACCUACUGGCGUGCAUCAUUUUUAGAGUUUUUCAUUGAUCUGCUAAAAUAGACAUUGUUUUGCGAACAUUUCGCGAUGACAACAUCUGUUUUUUGUACAUCUUCAUCAUCUAAACGUACUCUAGAAAUAGUAAUCCUAACUUCAUUUGCAACUUUUCCAGUAUAUUUAGAUAUUUUUACUGCAGGCUCAUAGCAUUUCUUUACAAAGUGACAUCGCCACCUACUGGCGUGCAUCAUUUUUAGUGUAUUUCAUUCAUCUGCUUAAAUGGACAUUGUUUUGCAAACAUUUCGCAAUGACAACAUGUAUUUUUCGUACAUCCUUGUCAUCUAAACGUACGUACAUUUUUACUGCAGGCUCUUAGUAUUUCUUUACAAAGUGACGUCGCCCCCUACUGGCCUGGCAUGCAUCAUUUUGUCUUUUUCAUAGAAUUGUGUAAAGUGACAAUGUUUUACGAACAUUUUGCGAACACAGCAUUUCUUUUUAAUACAACGUCUAAAUGUGUACACUAGCAAUAGUAAUAUUUACUUUACUUGCAACUUUUCCAGUAUGUUUAAAUAUUUUUACUGCUGACGAAUUCCCUAAUCAAUCGAAUCGUUUUUGCAGUGUUCUUAUCAAUACUUGUACAGCUUUCCGAAAACGAUUCCGUUACAUAAUAAUGAGCAAGGAAGAUAUCUUUUGGUUCGUCCUUUGUAUUGAGAGCAAUCAAACCAUCAGCUAAACAAGCGAAGGCACUGACUGUUGAAGGCCCUCUGUGUUUUGUUGUGACUGUAUGUAGAUCAAAGAUUUGCAUGACCAUUUUUAGCACAAGGAUUGUAUGAUUUUAUUUUGUUUUGCGCAGUAAAAUGACAAAUUGUAUAUGUGAACAAGAAAUUAGAUUAGCGAUUGGUUUUGCUAUUCUUCCUGCCAUGCUUUAUUUUUUGCUGUAUUUCUUUUGCGAUCUGUUUCUUUUACAUUUGUGUUCAUAAAGUGACUAUUUAAUUGUAGGAUGGACUGUAAGGAGAGAAGUGUAUCUAUUUAAAUAUAAAGUUGUCAGCAAAAAAAAAAAAGGUAUCUAAAGACAAUGUGAAAAUAAUGUAUUAUUCUUUGACUGUAUUUCAAAGACAGAUCUGUGUGUCAGCUGUCUUAGUUAGAAGAAAUCGAUGGCGUCAUCUAAAACUGUUACGCUUGCAUCUGUGUUGUACUUGCAAUGUGAUUCAUAUCAAUAAAGCCAGUCUUUAUUUUACACCU
Molecule: messenger RNA, 6048 nt
Organism: Danio rerio (zebrafish)
Lineage: Eukaryota; Metazoa; Chordata; Actinopteri; Cypriniformes; Danionidae
Source: RefSeq, a predicted model, not a curated record